Messenger RNA from Mycotypha africana, 2010 nucleotides. Its product is annotated as velvet factor-domain-containing protein. NCBI's taxonomy places the organism in Eukaryota, Fungi, Mucoromycota, Mucoromycetes, Mucorales, Mycotyphaceae. The coding region runs from base 116 to 1948 and encodes 610 amino acids. The transcript is spliced from 3 exons. The record is from RefSeq and is a predicted model, not a curated record.
AUUUUAUUUACCUUGAAUUGAAAAAAACAAACAAAAAGUACAAUACCCGCCAUCCGCAUCCAUACAUCCACCUCAGUUACAUUCUCAUGGACAACAGCUUCAUCGCCCUAGUUUUAUGCAACCCAUCAUGCAUCCAUCGCCAUCCCAUGCUACAUCUCCAAUGUAUCCGUCGUUGCCACAUCAACCACAAUUUCUGACGCCAGAGCAACAACAGCAACAGCAGCAACGCGCUUACCCCCCAAACCAACCACCGUUAGAGGGAUAUGUUUAUACCUAUCCAGCCAUGCAACAACAACAACAACAAAGAUAUCCAUCUCAACAACAACAAUUAUAUCAACCCACGACAUACCAACCACCACAACCACCACAACCACCACCCUCAUUACAGCAAAACUCAAGACGCCCAUCUCAACCAUUACAGCAACAGCCAUCACCUUCACAGCAGCAACAUGUGAAACAAGCUGAACGAUCAAAGCAUCGAAAAAGUAGUAGCCAUAUGGCUGCUACUUUGGCACGUCAACAGCGCCAACAACAGCAACAACGUGAUUCUUACGCGUCUACUACUACUACUACUUCUAUUGUAAAGCCUAUGGGUGAACCCCAUGCAUCUCCAACCACCGCCACGGUACAGAGAAGAAAAAGUAGUAGUAGCAGUAGCAGUAGCAGUCAUAGUACAAACACGAUGGCCACCAGCACGACCACGACGACGCCUACAAUGUUGCCUGUCCCUCAAAAAAGAAAAGAAAAACGCGACUCUACCUCUACUACCACCCAUCUUUUAGAAAAAACAGCAGUAGCAUUGCGUAUAGAGAGUAAUAGCAGCAGUAGUACCCAUAGCCAGGAUCAGCAUGCUGCUGCUGCUACUACUACUACUACUACUCCUACUACUCCUACUACUACAAGUAACAGUAGUAGCAAUCACUCAAAUCUAGACGUCAAUCUUACAGCUCUGAUGAAACAAGUAGAAGAAAAAUUCAUGAUUGCUGAAAGAAAUACCAUUCCUUCCUAUCGUGGCAGACUUUACAAGUUAGAAAUCGUUCAACAGCCGAAUCGUGCUCGCAUGUGUGGUUGCGGCGAUAAGGAUCGAAGGCCCAUCUCUCCUCCUUCUAUCCUCAAGUUAACCGUCAUGACACCGGAGGGUCAAGUCCUCAGUCCAGAUGUCUUUGACCCUACCUUCUUGGUCGUCUUUUGUGAUUCUCGUCAAGAAGAAUCGGGUGCUGUCGGGAGCUGCGAAAGUAGCUUGUCGACCACGGCUGUUGAUUCGUCUUCGUCUUCGCUGUCCACGGUAGGUACAGCGGGCAGUACAGCCACAGCGAAAUCGCUGGCUAGCAACGUGAGCGCCAACGCCACCGCUACAGCGGCGGUUGGACGUUCUGCAAAAAGAAUAGACAAUAUCAUCACGUUCCCUACCACCCGUAUUGAUGACGACGGCAUUGAGCGUGAAAUCUCUCAAAAUUUGAAGAAUCUUGUCGGCAAUGCAUUCGCAUCCGCUCAGAAAUUGUAUGAUCCGGAAGGUCAACUGGGUAUUUAUUUCGUCUUUCAUGACAUUAGUUUAAGAGCAGAAGGAAUCUACCAUUUGAACUUUUCAUUGAUGCACUUGGGAUCACCCACUUCUUAUACACUCAAUACUUCGAGUACGUCUCACAUUAUCACAACCAUUGCCUCCAACUCUUUUGCAGUGUAUACGCCAAAGAAAUUCCCUGGCGUCGCAGGUAAGAAAGAUCAUGAGUACAUGUUUUGUCCGUUGUUGUGUACUCACCACACAUGUGUAUGUAUAACAGACUCGACUGAAUUGUCAAAAUGUUUUGCAAAACAAGGCGUCAAAAUACCCAUAAGAAAAGAGAAAUCAUCAGAAAGUCCAUCGAGUAACUCGCCUGCUAGAAAGCAGCCACCACACAGGCAACCCUCGCCUCCACUAGCAGAUGACGAUGACUACAAUAGCGUCUGAUACGGAGAAUGGAUGUCUUUUUCUACUUUUAAAAAAAGGCAUCUAUACACACUCUCUCUCUU